UGCUGAGCGGAGGAGGCGCGCAGGAGGGGCUGCUGGAUCUUCACUAAAUCUCGCGCUGUAACGAGCGCAAGAGGAGCAAAACCAGAACAUUUCCCUGGCAAAAAAAAACCCUAAAACACCGUAAUGCCUCCUAUACGGUGGAUUUGUGUCCUGUCAUCUUUGAAAACAUCGUUUUGAGGGGAAAUAAACCGUGCGAAUCGGACAUUUUGUAUUUCUCGGCUCGCGAGCGCGCUCAGUCCUACAAAGUGAAUAUCAAACGGCUUCUGGGAAGGGACGAGGUUGGGAUAAGUGAAGGCAAGACGUCGACAAAACCACCAUGGCUUGGCCCUGUAUCUCCAGAGCCUGCUGUAUGGCUCGGUUCUGGAGUCAGCUGGACAAGGCCGACAUUGCGGUGCCGUUGGUUUUUACCAAAUACUCAGACGUGUCCGAAAUGCAGCAUCUCCACCUGCAGCAGCCCGUGCAGAAGAUCGCGAUUGAAACACAGCCGCUUCAUAAUGACCACGACCCGGUGACCAGAGCACCUCAUGCCAGCCACGACGAGCACUCCUUCGGCUCUGUGAUGCGACAGGACUUUAAACACUGGAAAGUUCGUCCGGAGCCCAGCUGUAAGCCCAAGAACGAGUACCACGGCCCUGAGGUUCCCUUUAACACCGAGACCCAGUAUCAGAAGGACUUCAAACCCUGGCCUAUCCCAAAGAAGGGAGAUCACCCAUGGAUCCCCAAACCCUCUCCGAGCAUCUCAGCGGGCAAACACAGCAGCCCGGAGAUGAUGAUGGACAGCGGCGUGGAGAAGAGUGAGAUUGCUGAUAAGGUGCCAGAGAAGGAGAUUCUGUCCAGUGAAAGGAAAAAGAGGCAGGUGAAGAAAGUGGCAGUGGUUUCUGAAAACAACGCAAAGGUGAAGUUGGAUGGGGAUGCCAGUGCUGUGGAGGGGAAAGGAAGGGCGGCUGUGGAUGCCCUCAAUCAGCAGAUCAAGCGAGAAGUUUCCUCUGGAAGCUCCUACAGGACUGAGUUCAAAGCCUACACAGACGUGAAACCUGUGAAGCUCAUCAGGGCCAAGUCUCAAUAUAAGCCUCCUGAUGAUAAGACUGACCUGGAGACCAGCUACAGCGCCACCUACAGGGCCUAUCAGUCUAGUCAGCAGCCAGACGACAACAAGGCCCUGGAGAGGAGGAGGAUACGCACACUGUACCACGAACCCUACAGAGAGAGCAGUAAGGUGGAGAAAACCAGUCUUCCUCGCUCCAAACCGAAAAAGAGCUCCUCCACAUCCGCCACACCUGGGAAAUCUCUGAAAAAGUCCAAGGAGAAGCAGGCGACGUCGGUGCGCGGCUCCAAGAAGAAGGGCUCCGAGAACCAGCCGGAGAGCAGAGCGGCGCAGGGCGACAAGGAGAAAAGUAAAGAGAUCAACAACAAACUGGCUGAGGCGAAAGAGGUUAUGCUAAAACAGUACCACUACAUUCAGCUCUGUCAGCCCAUCCGCGAUAUUGGUUGGGUGCAGACACUAAAGCAACACCUGUGGCGCUGUGCACUGCCCGACCCAAGAGAAUGUGAGUCUGGCGUCGGACGAGUCAGCGAUUAUUAUUCCGCGGGUACCUCUGGAGGAGAACCACUGGUGGAACGACCAGAACCACGGAGUCGGGGAGUAGUUCGCUUCGCUCCGGACGUCAAGUACUGACACCAAAAAAAGCACACCAGACAGACCAGGGCAGGCAGCUAUAGACAACAACAAUGAAGUCAUAUUUUAGGACAUAUUUUUGCAGACUGAGAGAAAUGUGUGGAGUUUAAACAAAGUACUGUAUGUGUAAAUAUAUAGAUGUCAUAGAUUAUUAUGACUGAAUUCUGAGCUUCCCAAAUGAGAUGAACACCCAUGAACGAAAAGUACCUGCGCUCCCAGACUGUUUGCGACCACUGAAACGGUGCUAUAAAUGUAUUUUCUGUUUCAUGCUCUUUCUCCAAACGUACAAUGUUGCCAUGAUGAUCAUCUAGAGUAGCAAAUAUCAUGUCAUUAAGUGCUUCCUUAA
Molecule: messenger RNA, 2021 nt
Organism: Danio aesculapii
Lineage: Eukaryota; Metazoa; Chordata; Actinopteri; Cypriniformes; Danionidae
Gene: map6a
Product: microtubule-associated protein 6a
Exons: 5
Coding region: 317-1675 (452 amino acids)
Biological process (GO): cytoskeleton-dependent intracellular transport; regulation of microtubule cytoskeleton organization; microtubule cytoskeleton organization
Cellular component (GO): cis-Golgi network; microtubule; Golgi-associated vesicle
Molecular function (GO): calmodulin binding; microtubule binding
Source: RefSeq, a predicted model, not a curated record